AUGUAUACAAUCACCAGCGUUUACGCGCUGGCCGCCUUCUUGGCCAUCGGCGGCCUGCUCCAGGGUUUUGACGUGUCAUCCAUGUCCGGCAUCAUCUCAUACCCGCCAUUCAAAGAAUACUGCGGUCACCCAGACGCCAACGUGACGGGCGGCAUCACGGCGAGCAUCUCGGGCGCGUCGUUUCUCGGCUGCUUUGUGGCGUUUGUCCAGGUGGACCGCCUUGGUCGGCGCACGACGGCCCAAAUUGCCUGUGUGCUCUUUGUGAUUGGCGCCGUCCUUUCGGCGGCCAGCGUCAAUGUCGCCAUGCUCAUUGUUGGCCGCAUCUUCUCUGGCACCGGGGUCGGCAUGCUGACCUCGUCGGGCCCUGUGUACUUGGCCGAGCUGUGCCGGAAAGAAAUCCGCGGCCGUGUGCUCUCGCUGCAGCCGUGGGCCAGCAACUGGGGCGCCCUGACCAUGUAUUUUGUAGCCUACGGAGCCAUGCAGACGGGCACGACGGCAGGCUUCCGCAUCCCCUGGGGCGUGCAGGCGGCAGCACCAAUUGUUCUAUUCACGGCCCUCUUCUUCUUCCCGCAGUCGCCGCGGUGGUUGGCGUCGCAAGAUCGACCGGAGGAGUGCCUGGCCGAACUGGCACGACUACACGGCCACGGUGACCCGGAUGCCCCCCUCGUGCAGGCCGAGUAUAUGGAGAUUCAAGAGGCCAUGGCGACUAGCCGGGCUCUGGGUGCCGUGCAGUGGUCUGAGCUCGUGCAGCGGGACAACCUGCAGCGGAUCAUGGCCGGCAUUUUUAUUCACGUCUGGACACAGCUGUCGGGCAACAACGCUAUUUUGUUCUAUGUGAGCUACGUCUUUCAGAUGAGCGGGUUGACGGGCAACAUCAGCUUGAUUGCAGCCGGAGUGCAGUACGCCGUACAGGUGGUUUGCACGUUGCCGGCCAUUAUUUUCUUGGACCGACUGGGACGACGGCCGGCUCUCAUGAUUGGGUCUGCCUUGAUGGCCGUCUUUCUGUACUCGACCGCGGCCACAAUGGCGACCAAUGGACAUUACAUUCCUGGAGGACUGAACGGGACCAAAGCCGUAUCCUGGGUCAUCAACGAGGACGCACACAACGCACAGAGGGCUGUCAUAGCGUGCACAUAUCUUCUUGUGGCGGCAUAUUCCUGCACAUGGAAUCCCAUCGGAUGGGCUUACCCACCGGAAAUCUUCCCGCAGCGGCUGCGUGGAAAGGCAGUUGCUGUUGCGACGUCGGCCAACUGGAUAUUUGCCUUUGCCAACAACUACUACACACCGUCGGCCUUCCAGAACCUGCAGUGGCGCACGUUCCUCAUCUUUGGAACGUUCAACAUUGCAGCCGGAAUUCACGUCUUUUUCUUGUUCCCCGAGACGAGAGGGCGGUCACUCGAGGAUAUGGAUGCCAUCUUUGCCUCCGGUGUGCGAGCAUGGCGGACAAAAUCGUUGCCCGACCGACUAGAUCUUGCCGUUGAUGAUGCCAAGUGA
Sporothrix brasiliensis 5110 is the source of this 1494-nucleotide messenger RNA. RefSeq names its product sugar transporter. Gene Ontology annotation, cellular component: membrane. NCBI's taxonomy places the organism in Eukaryota, Fungi, Ascomycota, Sordariomycetes, Ophiostomatales, Ophiostomataceae. Gene Ontology annotation, biological process: carbohydrate transport; transmembrane transport. The record is from RefSeq and is a predicted model, not a curated record. Gene Ontology annotation, molecular function: carbohydrate:proton symporter activity. The coding region runs from base 1 to 1494 and encodes 497 amino acids. The transcript is spliced from 4 exons.